AGAAAUUACCACACAUACCCAAAACAAAGCACCUCAAAUUACAGCCUAAAAAUGUUCAAAUACAUCCAGCCCAGUCCCCUUAGGAUCGGGCCGACAUUGUCUGGCCUGUUUGGUGCAAGGCUCGAUUUUCAGGCCCAUUCAUAAGGCAAUCAGCAAAGAGAGAAAUAUAACGAACUCGACUGGAGAAAUUGAGAAGAAACAGAUAGAUCGCUCCCGGUUGCUCACAUUUUCUCGUCGGUUUUAGUAUUUCAACGGAUGGAGGGAAGCAGCCUCUGCUUUUGCUUCUGUCCCCUCAUCGCCCUGCAACUCAGAGUUCUUUACAGAAAUAUUCACCGUUGGAUUGGAAGGACUACUUUGAUCAAGAGGACGAUAUUAAAAUUCCAGACUCGAAUGAUGUUAGUUCUGGACUGGUAUUUCAUGUGUAUAUGGCUGGAACUGAAGGACCAGUUGUAUUUUGUCUGCAUGGAGGCGGUUAUUCUGGGCUUUCAUUUGCACUGUCAGCCGGCAAGAUUAAGGAGAAAGCUCGAGUUGUUUCUAUGGACUUGAGAGGACAUGGAAAGUCAAUCACGGAGAAUGAUCUUGACUUAUCUGUUGAGACUAUGUGCAAUGACGUUUUGGCUGUACUGAAUGCAAUAUAUGGGGAUUCCCCUCCUGCAAUUGUGCUUGCUGGUCACAGCAUGGGUGGCUCAAUUGCUGUGCAUGUUGCUGCCAUGAAGAAAUUGUCUAGCUUGGCAGGAUUGGUUGUUGUGGAUGUUGUUGAGGGAACUGCUAUGGCUUCAUUGAUCCACAUGCAAAAAAUCCUGUCAAGCAGGAUGCAGCACUUUUCUAGCAUUGAGAAAGCGAUUGAGUGGAGCGUUAAGAGUGGAUCUCUAAGAAACAUUGAUUCUGCUCGUUUGUCGAUUCCUACCACAUUAAAGUAUGAUGAAUCCAAGAAAUGUUAUGUUUACCGGGCGAAGCUGGAAGAAACUGAACAAUAUUGGAGAGGCUGGUAUGAAGGGCUGUCUGAAAAAUUUCUUUCAUCUCCUGUGCCAAAGCUCUUACUUUUAGCAGGAACCGAUAGACUGGACAGAACUCUGACAAUUGGUCAAAUGCAAGGGAAGUAUCAAAUGGUGGUGGUCAGGCAUACUGGGCAUGCUAUACAGGAAGAUGUCCCUGAUGAAUUUGCGUCACUGAUACUCAACUUUAUAUCACGCAACCGGAUUGGGCCUCAUGGAGCAUUUGCUAUAAUUACAUAAUUGACUUCAUAUUUUUUUUGAUUUGAUGAUAUUUCAUUUGAUUGCGAUAUAUAAUGAUCAAUUUAGUUGUGGUUGGUUUUGUGUA
This is a messenger RNA of Tripterygium wilfordii, 1320 nucleotides long. Its product is annotated as protein phosphatase methylesterase 1-like. The transcript has 12 exons. Bases 426 to 1235 code for a protein of 269 amino acids. NCBI's taxonomy places the organism in Eukaryota, Viridiplantae, Streptophyta, Magnoliopsida, Celastrales, Celastraceae. Gene Ontology annotation, molecular function: protein methylesterase activity. The record is from RefSeq and is a predicted model, not a curated record. Gene Ontology annotation, biological process: protein demethylation.